AUGUCUACAAUAACACAAGAAGCUUCUCAAAGCUCAUACCCGCCCGUUCUGCCAAAGGACUUCAACGCCAAUCAGCCCAAGACCAUCCGCCUCUACCCCCUCAGCAACUACACAUUCGGCACCAAGGAUGGUCAGCCAGAGGAAGAUCCGUCUGUACUAGCGCGCCUCAAGAGAUUGGAAGAGCACUACACGGAAUAUGGCAUGCGCCGGACAUGUGAGGGCAUCUUGGUCUGCCAUGAGCACAACCACCCGCAUAUCUUGAUGUUGCAGAUUGCGAACGCCUUUUUUAAGCUUCCAGGCGACUAUCUGCGCGCUGAAGACGAUGAAAUCGAAGGCUUCAAGGCUCGCUUGAACGAGCGUCUUGCACCCGUCGGCACGCAAUUCACAGGCGAAGGUGUAAACGACGAGUGGCAGGUUGGCGACACGCUUGCGCAAUGGUGGAGGCCGAAUUUCGAGACCUUCAUGUACCCCUUCAUCCCAGCGCACGUCACCAGGCCGAAGGAGUGCAAGAAGCUGUACUUUAUCCAACUUCCCAGGAGCAAAGUCCUUAGCGUCCCCAAAAACAUGAAACUCCUCGCCGUCCCCCUGUUCGAACUAUACGACAACACAGCACGCUACGGCCCCCAACUCUCCGCCAUCCCUCACCUCCUCUCCCGCUACAACUUUGAGUUCGUCGACGAGCAAGGCAACGUCUCAGCGUGCACACCGGGCGCAGGACCGACAGAGGGCGAUGCACCGACUACCAAGGUACUAGCCGGUGGCGAAGACCUCAAAAUGGAACACAAUGGCGAUGAAGCGAGCGAUACCACAUUAGCAUAG
Molecule: messenger RNA, 819 nt
Organism: Plenodomus lingam JN3
Lineage: Eukaryota; Fungi; Ascomycota; Dothideomycetes; Pleosporales; Leptosphaeriaceae
Cellular component (GO): mRNA cleavage factor complex
Molecular function (GO): mRNA 3'-UTR AU-rich region binding
Source: RefSeq, a predicted model, not a curated record